Messenger RNA from Cladocopium goreaui, 7482 nucleotides. NCBI's taxonomy places the organism in Eukaryota, Dinophyceae, Suessiales, Symbiodiniaceae. The record is from the annotation of a GenBank genome assembly.
AUGUCAGACGAGCAGCUUGAUGGCGUUGAGAUGCCAGAUGUCCCCCUCGUAGACUUAGCAAAGUGCCUGGAGAAAGACGCAUCAGUGAGAGCCCGGGUGAUGGAAACUGAGGGUGGCCAACUCACACGUUGGCCAAACAAAAAUGCAGUUGGUUUGAAAUCGGUAAAGGCCAUGGGCCUAAAUUCAACAGCACUAGAAAUCAUGGCGGAAUGGUGGGUGCAGGAAUUGAGGCGAAUGCUUGGCAAGAACCCCAAGGAUGCGGUGAUCGUGCAUGUCGAUGGCAAGGGCUUGAAGUCUUUGUUUUCGCAUGGCAUCUGUCGUUUCAAGGACCGAUGUGAUACUAGUGAGCCCCGAGCAGCUUCUUCUGCUCCAGCUGCUGCACCUGUGCCAGCGCCAGAGGCAGCAGUUGUGGAGGAUCCGAGAGAUGGUGGGGAAGAUGAUGCUAUCAUGGUAGACUCUGUGACCUCGGGUGAUUUGGUUGUAGCAGUUUCAACAGACACGUUGAUGGAUACACCAAGCCAUGAGGAAUUUCAAGACUCACAAACAGACCCUGGAUGUUACUUGAGCCCAGUGCAUGAACCGAUCGAAAACCCAAGUGAAGAGUCAGAACCAGUUUCCAUGAGUUCGGCUAUGCUGCCCCCAUCCAUGGUGCCAGAGAAGAAGAGGGUUGCCGCAGACUUGGGGGACAGCCUUGACCCUUAUGCCCCUGGUCUAUCCUAUGAUGAGACUGCACGCAGGGUCCGUGCCCGGAUUCUUUUGCUCCAGUUCUUUGGCACGGAAGCUACUGAGACCCUGCCCAUGACUGAGACACAGGUCAUGGAAGUGUUUGAAGGCUUCUCGAAGCAAGAAUCCCCCCCUUGUUCCAGAUCCGCUACGGAGAAGGAUAUCAUGGUUUUUCAGAAGAAGCUUCAACGAUUGGAAAGCACCCUGAUUCUUGGCGAUUCUCCACAGCCUGAAGUGGUUCCUUCUCAUGAUGGUGGGGCAGCCUGUCCAGACAGUCCCAUGCCUGUGUCACCUGCGGAUGAAAUCUCAUUGACCCAGCUGAAUCCUGCGGAGGUUAGCCCUGAUGGAUGUGACCCAGCAAAUCCUGUGGAGGUGGAGGUCAGCUCUGAUGAUUCCGAUGGACAAACAGUUCCCCCAGUCUUACGAGAAGCUCAAGAUGCUUGGAAAGGUGCUGCCAUGGCCAAAGCCCCAAAGGAGGAGAAGGAAGAAUCGCGUGGUCGUGGAAGAGUUCGCGGGAGAGGUCGUGGCGGCCGGGCUCCCAAGCAACCUGCGGCCACUGAUGAGGUUGAGGUUGUCGCUUGCCCUCGCCGUGACUUGGAGUCUGCUUUUGACGCGGUGGAUGACACAGGUCCAAACGUGGAGGUGCCAGACUCUAAGGCAGCCAAAAAAGAAAAAAAGAAGAAAAAUGCGGAACCGACCAACAGUACCUCCAAGCGCAAGGAGAAGAAGGGUGUGGAGAAACCGAAAAAACAUCGUAAGAGCAUGGACAAGAAGGAUGGCAAGGACAAACCUGAUGAGCCAGAACAAGAUCCUGAGAUGAACAACCUCCUUGGUGGCAAUUCAACGUUUGCUGGAAGGUAUCCUCCUGACAGUGCUGAAGCCAGGAACCGCUUUGUGGCCAUGGUUUCCACCUACCUCUCGAAGGUGGCGCCGCACAUCGACAGCUCCAAUACUACUCAGCACUACUGGUGGAAAUUUGCUUUCAAGUCGAUUGCGAAGACCAAGAAUGUCACCUUGGAUGAUUAUCGUCGCAUUGUUGAAGGUGAAGUUGCGAAGUACCCACAUCCAGAAGAAUGUCAGGACUCAGGCGUGGGCAAAACUGGCUUGCUGGCCGGGGCUAUCUGUCAGACCAAGGUUGAUGGUGAGCCUGGCAUUGCAGGGCAAGUUCGCCCAGCUAUUGAUGUCUUUCAAUGCAAGCUGUGGAUGCAGAGCUAUGGGGGCCGUUGCCCCAAACCGACGAUGCUGGUUGCGAACACAGAGCUAAUCCAGAAGCUCGAGACUAGUAAGCCCAGGGGUGUGAAAGAAAGGUUGAUCUUCGCACCCCGCUCCAUGUCCUUUUCGGCGAAUACCCUUGGAGCUUUGCAAGAGUGGCUGGCACGCAAUGAGAAGAGCCGGCCAAUUCCCACACCGGUUCGGCCUCUUGAGGCUUCGCGACCUUCUUCUGCUCAUCAACCUCAAGUUGCUGGGAAUGUGGGGGCUGGUGCCGAGGUGGGUGAGAGUCACCACUACCGUGAGUCCAUCUCCAAUGCCCCCUUGACCUGUGGUUAUGCUACCCCUGAUGAAAGUGAUUCUGAUGUUGACAUGGAAAAAUUGAAUUUCAAUGAAGAUGGGAUUGUGCAACCGCCGGAAGUGGAGGUCCCCAAGGCAGACUCCAACGUGGGCUUGUCGCCGCGUGAUCUGCCAAAGCCCCCUGUUGCUGUUGAUGGCAUCCUUUUGAGUGGGGUUCCCUCGAUCGCGGAUCAGCAAGCUCCAAAGCCGCAGCUUCAAGUUCAUGAUAUUUCUCCAGCAGCAACCGCCAACGAAACCUUCAUCUCUGAAGUGGAGAUCUUACGUGAAGAGAUGCCUGAAACCGAAGUGGUUGUGGAGGGCCAAUUUGCUUCGGAGGCUGAAAUGGUUGAAUGGGGCUUCAGUGAGCAGCGAAUCACCGCUGUGAAAGAGCACUGCAAGACCAAUCCUACUAAGCUUCUGAGGAAAGACAUCUACGAGAAGACCCUGCUCUUUUACGUCGAACGUUGCAUCAAAGGUACUGAGAAGAGAAGAUCCCGCCUCACAAUGAGCAAGAGGGCACGCUUUGAAGAGUCCGGCAUCGAUGGCAUGGACAAUGGCUUUGAGAUGCCAGAUGCAUCUGCGGUUGAAGGCGACGAGACGCAGCAGCUCUUGGAUGAGUCCGAGAAGGUGGAUGCUGCUGCCAAGAAACGUAAGACAGCUCUGUGCAAACGAAUCAAAAAGAUGGAAGAGCUUGCUCAGAAGUUCAAUGUUGACUGGGCUCUAACGGAAUUGCAACAACGGCUCCAGACUGCCAUCAAGGAUUCGUGCAAGGCCUUGGAAAAGUGGCAUGGAACACUUUCGGAUGAGUACUCCGCUGGUGUGAUCAAUGGGUAUUCGAAGGAGACAGAAGCUCGUUUGAGAAAGCUGAUCGAUGAUGCUGGUGCACAGAGUGUGGUCGAACGUGCACCUGGUGAUACCAGCCAGAACUAUGCUGAAAUUUUGGCGGAUGGGGUCCCAGCAGCUGCUUUGCGCCACUACGGCGACCUUGCCAGGGCUGAGAUGGGUGAAUGUGGGAAGAACCUGGCGCCAACAAAUUCUGCCAGGGAUGCUCAUGCCUUUAUCAACCGGUGGGGUUUGAGUUGGAGGGUCCCAUACUCGCUCUUCAAGUACCAGGAAUCCGGACAAAGUUACGAGUUUUCAUACUUGAGCCCCAUAUCCUUCACAAAGUAUCUACUUGAGAAAGCCCCUCAGCUGGUCAUGGGUGGCAUUGAUGGAUGCCAAGGCCGGAAAAAUUUGGAAUCGUUCUGGGCUUCCUACAGGGCCAUCGAUCCUGAACAUAUUUUUUUCCAAGAAGAUUGCCCAGGGAGAACAUCGUCCAACACUUUGGCUUUUGCUGUUCAUGGAGAUGAGGGAAGGGGUGCUAAAAAAGGCAACACUUGCAUCAUCAGCAUGGAAACUGUUCUGGGUCUGCGACAUCCAUCAGCCCAGUGGGAUUCAACUACCUGUUCUGAAUGCGUAGUUUCCGCUAAAGGGGCAAAACGCUUUAAGCUAGGCCCUGAGACCACCCAGCAUCACAGUAUGGACGUGCCUCCAUGUGCGAAGCAAGUGACCAACCUCAAGGAGCACAGCUAUUUGACUAAGUUUGUGUUGGGGGUACUACCCAACAAGUAUUACAAAGGAACUGGUGUGUUGGAUGAAUUCCUCACUGUGCUAUGUGCAGCCUUUGAGGUGUUGUUCAAUGAUGGUGUGCUUAUUGGAUCUGACAGAUGGUAUCUUUGCGUGGUCGGCCUCAAGGGCGAUCUACGUUGGCACGAAAAGACUGCGCAUUUGGAGCGCAAAAUCCUUCACAAACUGGACUUUGUGAAGGCAGGAUCCUUCACAAACUGGAUCCUUCACAAACUGGACUUUGUGAAAGGACUUUGUGAAGAAGGAAGGGUGGAGGAGUUGUCGUCCUGCCUGCCGGGCGAUAAAGUGAUUGUAUGGUACAGUGAUGACUCGGUCUAUCAUGAGAGAGUGCUGCUGUGGAAAACUGGUGAGUCAACUUGGUAUAUUGUUACCCCUGAUCAUGACGUUUAUGUGGAGGAUUUCAAUGACCCGGCCAAUGGUCCAGCCAGAUUCCACAUCAAAGGGCUUCAUUUCAAGUACUAUUCAAGGCUGUCUCAUGGAGUUUACAGAUUUGAUGACGAACUUUCAGAAGAUGAGCUGAAGAAGUUCAUUGAGGAGGCUUUGGACGAUCUAGGCUAUGAUGUGCUGCCCCCAGGAGCUUGGUGCCCAGGUUUUGCUAGGGUUGGCAAGAACCAAGUUAGCCUCUCCAAAAUGUUAGGCCAACGAGUGGUCCCCAGAGCGGUCAAGAGCAGAGGCAAAGGGGUCAUGGACGGCCCAGUGCCAGGCCUCCAAGGCUUGACUGCCGACUUAGCCCCUGAACUUGUCAGUGAGGUUUUCCCCAUUGACCCGGCACCGCCAGGCAAGAUCUGGGUCUCCUUCGGAGGUCCAGGCGACAUGGCAACACUUUCUGAAGUCCUGGUGUCGAAGGGCCAGGGUAUCCGAACUGGUAGCUUGGAAGGGCUUGCACACAUCGAUGGGCAAUGGCUGCAUGUUCGCCUGAUUGACGAGCAGCAGUUCAACAGUUUGGUGUCCAAAGGCAAUGCGCCUACUCCUUCUGCAAGGUUGGCCAGGGACUUAGGAGUAGAAGAAGCAAGCGGUUCCCAGGAGAAGGCUGCCACCUCAGGAGAACAGAUGAGUGAGGACGCGAGGACGUUGUAUGUUGACUACGAUGAUGAAGGUGAGCGUUUCAAGGAGUGGAGGCAGGUCACCCUUGAGAGCAGGGAGUACAACUACAAGGAUUGGCCAUUAGAUGGCCCAAUGACGACGCACCAUUUCAUCAAGCAUACAUACCGACAUGGAGGAGAUCCAAAGCGCUGGUUGUCAGAGUGGAUGCGCGCCAAACAAAUACAAGAAGGUGAUCGUAUCAGCUUCGAAAUGAAGAUUCUGAUCGAGAGCCUCUACAUAGCCGGCACAUACGACCAACUCAAUGUCAGUGGGCUGGCUUCUGUGGAAAUCCUGGUCCGGAGAAUCCAAGCCAUCGUGGACGCGUACUCCGCCGGGCCCAUUCCAGACUGGAACUCAGCGAAGAUCAUGACCCUCUACAGGUCACCUGAGGAUGCGAUCAGCCCUCAGCUCAAAACUUGGGCUGCCAGAAGGAACAAGGAGGAGCUUGACCUUGCGCAAACGCGAGCAAAAGUCCGGGAAGGCAGAAGGGUUGCAAUCUUGACUGAGGAGAGCGCUGCAAGUGCAGUUGCGGAUGGAGUGCUUCCAGCCGGGGGGCCGAAAGCCAAGGCCAAGCAGAAAGGCAAAGGUCGCGGCUUGGAGAGAAGCGCUCAGCGUGUGGCAAGAAAAGGCCACGUCGACCAAAGGACUCAGGAUGCUGUUUUGAGCUUGAACUGGUUAGCUGGCUUUGGUUUCACAGAGAAUUCAGGAAUUUAUGCGCCUGAUCCACUUCAAAGGAACGUGUUGGAUCGUGUGCACUUUUUAGCGAACCUCUGCAACUCGAAAGGAGAGCUGGACCAGGUUCCCAAACCGGAGGCAGCCCUGAUGGCGCUGCUCCAGGGCCGUUCUGAGUAUGGCUCCGAACUGCCGACUACUUUGGCGGUCUGCGACCUCGAGCGCAUUUCUCUUCCACAUACUUUGCAAGGUGCACCAGAGGCUGUAUCUUUAUUGGAUGAGAAAGCCCGUCGAUACUUGCAGGACCCCGAGCAAAUGCUGAGGGCGUUGGGCUGCGACCUUCGUGGAGAGCUCAUGGCUUCAAGGGUGACCCCCAGAAAGGUGACAAACGAGUGGAAAGCUGGAAGUUUGGAGGACCAGGAGUACCUUCAGCUCAGUGGUUGGGGCCUCAAUGAAGCUUUUGAGGAGGUGCCGGGAUAUUUGCUCCAAAAGGGCCGAUGGACGCCACGGCUCUGGGGUAAGUGGAAUCAUGAGGCAGGUAUUUUGGAGCUAGAGGAGUAUGACGAGUCCAAAAGCUUGACCCAUGCCAUCCCCCGGACCGUCACAGAAGCGGAGGGAACCCACUCUGAAGCCUCCUUUCGAGAGGUCCAGAACCACAGCUCCCAAGCGGAGCCGGGCGUGUUCAACCUGCUAGAUGUGGUUUUGAGUGCACCAGUGAAGAGUGCCAAAAGGGCACGCUCGGAGAGCAGCACCGGCUCCACCAGCUCGACUCAGAGCGCAAAGAAAAAGAAAAGAACAGACAAGGCAGUGGAGAAGAGACAGAAAAGAAGGGCAGUGCAAAUGGUGAACCAUGUCAUGGAAGGCGGCAACCUCACCUUCCUGGAAAGCCGAGCAGUGGGAGCGGCAGCUUCGCGACAAUACCAGAAGGAGCUAGAGGAAUUCAACCUGUUCCUUGCCCAGAAGAGGGUGGACAUCAAAGACCAAGAAGCGUUGGAUUUGUCCUUGACCCUUUAUCUGAACCAGAUGUUUGCCGCAGGCUAUCAAAGUUACCGAGGAGAUCGUCUGAUGGCGGCUUGGCUUCAUCACCACUCCGAAUACGGCCGAAACGGAUCUUUGAAAUUGCCCCGUUCCUGGCGAGCCAUGCGGGGCUUCAGAAAGCUCACGCCUGGGAAAUCCAGGAAGGCAAUGCCCUUGGCGGUUUGGGCUGCCAUUGCAGCCGAAAUGAAAAGGACCAACCACCUGAGAAUGGCAGUUUUCCUAGUUCUGUCCGUAUCAACCUAUGCCAGGCCCUCGGAAUUGCUGAGAGCCAGAGUGUUCUCUCUUGUCCGACCAGUGCCGGGCGUGACACGAUGUUGGUCUCUCCUGCUGUCGCCGGAAGAGCGAGAAGAAAGAACCAAAACUGGAGAGUUCGACACGUCUUUGAUGUUGGACAGCACGUGGAUGACAGAGUGGAUUUCCCCCAUUUUGGAGUGCUUGAAGAAGAACCAUCCAGAGUCUCCACUGUGGGACUUCGACUACACAGCCUACCACAGGGUAUUCCGAGACAUUGUGCAGAAGUUCCAGUUGGACAUGACACCUUACAUGUCCCGACACAGUGGUCCGUCAAUCGACCGGGCAAGAAACUUUCGCAGUCAACACGAAGUCCAAAAGCGAGGCCAGUGGAAAGCUCAGAAGAGCAUCAUGCGCUACGAGAAGAGUGCAAGGCUGGCAGCUCAGUGGGAGUCAUUGCCCCAGCCUUUCCGGCUGCACGCCCGAAAUUGCGAGGCAAACCUUGGGGAGAUGCUGUUGGGGCGAAAAGACGUUCCAAUUUACACCGGAAGAGGGCAGUAG